GGCGGCAGGAAGGGAAGGGGCGUGUGUGUAAGAUGGCGGCGCUCAGCGCGUGGGUCCCCACAAGGCUGUCACGGGCGGCGCGGGCUCUAUGGGGCUGUCGCGCCCGACGGGGCCUCGGGCAAGACGCGGCGGCCGCGGGCGGAGGGACAGCCGCCAAGCCUGCCUUCACGGAUGAAGCGGUUCAGAAUCUGCUUUACAAAAUGACAGGGCUCAACCUGCAGAAAGUGUUUAGGCCGGUGAAGAAGGAACUUAAGCCACCAACAUACAAGCUGAUGACAGAAGCUCAGCUGGAAGAGGCCACAAGAAAAGCCAUUGAGGAAGCUAAAGAAAGACUAAUGAUGCCCCCUGUUUUGGAUGAACGAGAGCCAAUUGAUGAUGUCUUAGCAGAAGACAAAUUACUUGAAGGAACUGAAACUACAAAAUAUAUCUUUACAGAUUUAACUUACUCUGUUCCACAUCGUGAACGUUUCAUUGUUGUUAGAGAACCGAAUGGUGUGUUACGCAAAGCAACUUGGGACGAGCGAGACAGAAUGAUACAGAUAUUCUUCCCACAAGAAGGGCGCAGAGUUAUUCCCCCAGUGCUAUUCAAGGAUGAGCACCUUGGGACCGUAUUUCAGCAAGACCGUCAUGAGGAUGUCCUCAACAUGUGCAUUGCUCAGUUUGAGCCAGAUUCAGCUGACUAUAUCAGAGUUCAUCAUCGGACGUAUGAUGACAUUGAGAAACAUGCCAAAUACGACCUGCUCCGUUCAACAAGACAUUUUGGAGGCAUGGUAUGGUAUCUAGUCAACAGAAAGAAAACGGAUGGCUUACUAAUAGAUAUGAUCAACAGAGACUUGCUGGAUGAUGCUACGAGUUUAAUUACACUGUAUCACAUGCUUCAUCCUGAAUGUCCAUCAGCAAAAGAAGCUAAGGAAGGGAAGCUUCAAGGAGUUGAUCUGAUCAAGGCAUUUGCAAAAACUGAAUCACAGAGAGAAGGCUAUAUACAAUUGGCCCUCCAGACCUAUGAAGAAACAAUGGCUACUUCUACAGCUUCAUGAAAUUCACCUUUGUUCCUCACAAGUUUUAAGUCUGUUUAUAAACAUUCUCUGUACAGGAUUCCACAAUAAAUACUUCAAACA
This is a messenger RNA of Pezoporus flaviventris, 1118 nucleotides long. RefSeq names its product mitochondrial ribosomal protein S22 (gene MRPS22). Gene Ontology annotation, cellular component: mitochondrial small ribosomal subunit. The transcript has 8 exons. The record is from RefSeq and is a predicted model, not a curated record. NCBI's taxonomy places the organism in Eukaryota, Metazoa, Chordata, Aves, Psittaciformes, Psittacidae. Bases 33 to 1037 code for a protein of 334 amino acids. Gene Ontology annotation, molecular function: structural constituent of ribosome.